AUCCAUCUUGGCCUCGGCUCCAUAUCUCGGCUUCUCAACCGAUUGGAUAAUCCGCAGGAAAAAUAUGGGACCAUCCUGAUCGGUGGGACUAACGGAAAAGGAUCCACAGCGGCCAUGGUGGCAUCAGUAUUGAGAGAGAGUGGCUUCAAGGUCGGCCUCUAUACGUCUCCUCACCUGAGCGAUGUCCGCGAGCGGAUAACAGUAGAUGGCAGCAUGAUCAGCUGUGAGGCGAUGGAAAGAUGCAUUCGGAAUGUCGAAGAGGAACGCACGGAGGAUAUCACCUAUUUUGAAUUUCUCACGGCGGUUGCCUUUAUCUACUUUUAUCAUCUCAAGGUGGACAUCGCUGUUCUGGAAGUUGGCAUGGGAGGAAGACUUGAUGCUACCAAUGUUGUUGAUCCGAUUGUUUCAGUCGUGUCGAAUGUCUCGCUCGAGCACCGGGCAUUUCUGGGUGGUUCGCUGAAGGCAAUAGCCUUCGAGAAGGGCGGUAUCAUAAAGGAUAAAGGCGUAUUGGUCACUGCCGCCAAGCAAAAGCCGGUGAUUAAAGUCUUUGAAGAUAUUUGUCUCAAAAAAGAGGCAAAAAUGCUGAGAUUGGGACAAGAAUUGCGCGUCAAGAUCAAACGCGGCGGAACAUUUUCAUUCAGGGGGAUCGGUAGGGAAUAUCGGGACAUGGUUUGCUCUUUGAAGGGGAGGCAUCAGUCGGAGAAUGCCGCCCUGGCCAUAGCAGCUAUAGAAAUCGUCCGGGAAAAAGGAUACAAUAUUGACGACGACGCUGUUUUCAGGGGCAUUCAAAAUGCACAGUGGGAAGGGAGAUUGGAGAUUCUUCAGAAAGAGCCGAUGGUUCUUGUCGACGGCGCCCACAAUCCUGCCGGGAUCUCCGUCCUUUGCAGGGCGCUGAGAUCGGAUUUCAAAUAUAGGCGGCUUAUUCUCAUAUUCGGUGUCCUUUGCGACAAAGAUUGGGUCAACAUGCUCAGAAAGAUUGUUCCUCUGACAGAUCACCUCAUCAUUACGAAGCCGCAAAUAGAGAGGGCGAUGUCGCCCGAAAAAGUCGAAGCCAUUGCGUGCCGAUACAUGCACCACAAUGUCGAGUGCAUUGAAAACUCCAUAAACGCCUUAUAUCAUGCCUUUUCCCUGGCGGAUGUUCAUGAUCUUAUCUGUGUGACAGGUUCCCUCUUCCUCGUGGGGGAAAUCAAAAAGAUAUUUUGCGCUUCUGCUGAUGGGCGCACAAAGCGAUCUGUAUCCUGA
Messenger RNA from Alternaria alternata, 1242 nucleotides. Its product is annotated as dihydrofolate synthase. The transcript has a single exon. Lineage: Eukaryota; Fungi; Ascomycota; Dothideomycetes; Pleosporales; Pleosporaceae. The annotation marks the transcript as partial. Gene Ontology annotation, molecular function: tetrahydrofolylpolyglutamate synthase activity; dihydrofolate synthase activity; ATP binding. Gene Ontology annotation, biological process: folic acid-containing compound biosynthetic process. Gene Ontology annotation, cellular component: cytoplasm. The record is from RefSeq and is a predicted model, not a curated record.